Cucumis melo (muskmelon) is the source of this 792-nucleotide messenger RNA. Its product is annotated as UPF0481 protein At3g47200-like. The coding region runs from base 1 to 792 and encodes 263 amino acids. The transcript has a single exon. NCBI's taxonomy places the organism in Eukaryota, Viridiplantae, Streptophyta, Magnoliopsida, Cucurbitales, Cucurbitaceae. The record is from RefSeq and is a predicted model, not a curated record.
AUGGCUCUUAAGGCGUUUGGGUUCGUGCGUGAAUAUGAGAUUAAUAAUUUGUAUCAUAAAAAUCCAGAGCACAUACUUGAUUUAUUAAGUUUCUACUUCCUCCCUGUGCCCCACAAUGAUCCUGAUAUGAACAAGCAACAUGAUAAGAGGAAGAAUAAGGCCGAUUUCUUAAGCUUCUUUCGCCAUCUUUGGAAUAAGAAGUCUGAUCAUAAGAAAAUUAGUAAGCAACGGAGGUUGAGUCCUCCAACUAUAACUGAGCUCUUUGAGGCUGGUGUCACCAUCAAAGCAGCAGAAAAAGAAAAUUUAUGUUUCAUGAACAUAAGCUUUAAAAAUGGGGUCUUAGAAAUCCCACCUAUAGUUAUUGAAGGUACCUUUGAAGUUGUGAUACGAAACGUGUUAGCAUUUGAGAUUUUCCCUGCAGGAAAUCAGAAGAAGUAUGCAAUCCAAUACGUGACAUUUUUGGAUGACUUGAUAAGCACAGAGAAAGAUUUGUGUUUACUUGUGAAGGCUGGGGUUAUAACCAACGAUACCGGUGGUAGUGAUAAAGAAGCUUCAGAAUUGUUUAACAGUCUUACUAAACUUGUGACCACCCCAUUGUCUUCCUACUUUGAUGAUACCAGCAAAGCUUUACGUGUGCAUUGCGAUGGAUCAUGGAACAAGGCCAAAGCUUCACUCAAACAUAACUAUUUCAAUACGCCAUGGGCUAUUAUCUCCUUCUUUGCUGCAAUUUUCCUCAUUAUUCUUACCAUCCUUCAAACCAUAUUCUCCGCUAUUUCUGCAUUUCCUAACUAA